Messenger RNA from Ziziphus jujuba (common jujube), 1095 nucleotides. Its product is annotated as 2-oxoglutarate-dependent dioxygenase AOP3. The record is from RefSeq and is a predicted model, not a curated record. Bases 27 to 977 code for a protein of 316 amino acids. The transcript has 3 exons. NCBI's taxonomy places the organism in Eukaryota, Viridiplantae, Streptophyta, Magnoliopsida, Rosales, Rhamnaceae. Gene Ontology annotation, molecular function: dioxygenase activity.
AAGCACACUAUCUGAGGAAAGUUUUAAUGGGUUCAGCUGUAGUUCCAGAACCAAAGCUUCCUAUUCUCAACUUCUCAGAGCAGACUCAGAAGCCUGGCACAAAUUCAUGGGUUUUGGCAUGCAAAGAUGUUCGUAGAGCGCUAGAAGAGUAUGGCUGCUUUAUAGUAUUGUAUGACAAAAUUACUUGUCAACUAAACAAUGCUAUAUUUGGUGCCUUGGAAGACUUAUUUGAUCUUCCAACUCAAACCAAAAUGAAAAAUGUUUAUCAUGACAAGCCCUUGAAAGGGUAUGUUGGUCAGAUUCCAAAACUUCCUCUCCAUGAAAGCAUGGGCAUUGACAAUGCUACCACUUUAGAGGGAACAAAAACUUUCACAAAUAUUAUGUGGCCCACUGGAAACGAUCAUUUCAGUAAAUGUGCAUAUUCCUUUGCAAAAAUAGCAGAGGAACUUGAUCAAAUGGUAACCCGAAUGAUAUUUGAAAGCUAUGGACUGCAUGACAAGUACUAUGAGUCUUUUGCUGCCUCCAUCACUUACCUUCUUCGACCGUUGAAGAAUAAAGCACCCAAAGUAGAUGAACCUACUCUUGGCUUUGUCACUCAUACUGACAAGAGCUUCACAACUAUACUAUAUCAAAACCAAAUUGAUGGUCUGGAGGUGGAAUUGAAGAAUGGAGAUUGGCUUAAAGUUGAGCUGCCACCUUUAUCCUUUGUAUUCAUGGCCGGUGAUGCACUAAUGGCGUGGAGCAAUGACAGAAUAGUGUCUCCUAGCCACCGAGUUGUGGUAAGUGGGAAACAAGACAGAUACUCACUUGCACAGUUCUCAUUCGGCAAUGGCAUGGUACAAGUCCCUCAAGAACUUGUUGAUGACGAACAUCCAUUGAAGUAUAAGUCAUUCGAUCAUCUUGGCCUACUUCUUUUCUUUGGUACCGAUGAGGGUUAUAAAUCCAAGUGCCCUAUCAAAGCAUAUUGUGGUGUUUGAAACGUUUUUUGUAUGAAAUAUGUGCUAUGAAAUAUGUGGGACAUAUAUAUAAUAACUUAAUGCGCUUCAUGUAUGAUUAAUAACUAUUAUGGAUAAUUCUGUUGGGUGAUUCUGAUGU